AUGAGCGAUGAAACGUAUAAAAGUUUCAAAAGCUUUAUAGAGCUCAAAGCAAAACAUAUACGGGCGCCCUUGGUGGCGGACGAACGACUGAUCAAGGUACUUCAGAAUCAGGAACGGUAUACAGAUGAAUCUGCUAGUGAUCUGGAUAAUUCCAUCAGGCAAGGUAAAGGUCUCACCCAGGCUCAGCUAAAAAAGAUUUUGGCAAAAGUCAACCUAGAAACUCGCAGUCAUUUGGGUAGGAUAUUCACGCGUCAGGCAAUUCAUGAGAUUGCGUUACAGGCAGUGAAUACGGCGAAGCAGGCCAAAAUGGAGAGAUUGGACAAAUUCCUGGAGUUAAACCGGAUAUUGCUCCCGUUUGAUAUACCCGAUUUGAAUAGUAAUUCUGGCUCUGGCUCCAACAUUCAUGGACUGUUGAUAACGCAAAAAGAGCAGUUACUAGAACUAGUCAACGAGUUGCCCAGUUCAGCAGACUUUCAGCUUGAAUCAGUGGAAGAAGAAGAUGAUGACGAGAAUCAGACCUCAAGAAGACAGAGUCAGCUUCUAGAAGAGUAUGACGAUAUGCUGAAAAAACUACGCAACAAGACGAGUUAUCUGGCUAUGUUGGAGCAGAAACUGAAGUACUACGAUGGCUGGCACCGUUCUCUAGAGCGCACGUUGACAACCGAUCCUGCGGCAAGUUUGCAGAAGAAUCUUGUGAAAUCGUCCAACAAUGUUCUAGUUUCAGAACUGACGCGAGCUAAGGAGCGUCUGGCCACUAUAAAGUUGAAACUUCACGAUGGUGAACCAAAGAAACUUCAGAUCUCCAACCUGGAAAGCAUUCAAGGAACGGGCUCAUGA
Messenger RNA from Kuraishia capsulata CBS 1993, 837 nucleotides. RefSeq lists its product as uncharacterized. NCBI's taxonomy places the organism in Eukaryota, Fungi, Ascomycota, Pichiomycetes, Pichiales, Pichiaceae. Gene Ontology annotation, cellular component: Mis6-Sim4 complex. The record is from RefSeq and is a predicted model, not a curated record. Bases 1 to 837 code for a protein of 278 amino acids. The transcript has a single exon.